Molecule: messenger RNA, 2930 nt
Organism: Linum trigynum
Lineage: Eukaryota; Viridiplantae; Streptophyta; Magnoliopsida; Malpighiales; Linaceae
Source: the annotation of a GenBank genome assembly
UUAUAUAUUUGAUUAUUAAUUGUGAAGGUAAUUAGUUUCGUUUCAUAUAUAAAUUGGGAUACCAAAAUAUUUUGAAAUUGGGAUAUCAAAUUUAUUUUGAGAUUUGAUUUUAGGGUGUAAUGAAGUAUUUGGUUUCGAAUACCAAUAUCAUACCGAUUUUCACCUCUAUUUUUGAGAGCCGUAUUUUAAAUAAUAAUUCUUAAAAUGCAAAAAAAAAAGUUUUAACAAAUAAAAAAAUUAAGAACCAUAAAAAAUAAUAUUUAUAUAAUUUGUAAUAAUUUAUUUAGGGUAAGCGGAAAAUAGAUGAUCGAGGUGGACAGGUGGUAUAUCGAUUAUUAAGGGGAAAAAAAACAAUUAACGAAGAUACCUAAUAUCCCAAAACGACGUCUCAGAGCAUUCGCAACCAUUUGAACCUCCAGGUCAAGAAGAACAGAAAGCAGCCCAAACGGCUACUAAUAUAAAAAAGGGGGAAAAACGGCUCUUUUCUUCCUCCGUUUUCAAUUUCACUCACUCUGUUUUCUCGCCCUUUCUUCUUUCCCUCGCAAACGGCAAUAAACUUUCUCAGUAAACAAACAACAGAAUCUCCCCCCUUCUUUCUCACUAACAAACUCCUCUCCUUCUCUGUUUCCGGUAAACUUCCUCGGCCGUUUCUGAGCAGAAACCAGAAGACGGGGCAGAAAACAGUGCGAAUAUCUGUCUCCACGCGAUCAAAACUGAAUCUUUCCGUUUCUUUCGUCUUUGAUUAAAAGGGUCGCCACAGAACUUCCCCGGCAAUGCGGCAGAAAGAGAACGAUCGGGUUUGGAGUUGCGAUCGGAAAGUUCAAGCUCGGGGUUUCCUCACCCCGCCGCCGACUUGGACGCCGCCGCAUACUCGUGCCCAGCGUCGUCUUUUUCCGCCGCCGCCGUUCUCGGAGAGGAAGAUGGAAUCCUCCGCCAACUCCAGCACGUCGCCCGCCGGGAGUUGCAAGCACGACCUCUUCCAUGUCAUUCACAAGGUCCCCGCCGGUGAUUCUCCCUACGUCAAGGCCAAACACGUUCAGUUGAUUGAGAAGGACCCAAGCAGGGCAGUCCCCAUGUUCUGGGCUGCCAUAAACGCUGGGGACAGAAUUGAUAGUGCCUUGAAAGACAUGGCUGUAGUGCUGAAGCAAUUGAACCGGUCUGAAGAGGCAAUUGAGGCCAUCAAAUCCUUCCGCCAUCGCUGCCCUCAAGAAUCGCAGGAAUCCAUUGACAACGUGCUGGUUGAGCUCUAUAAGAGGUCAGGAAGGGUGGAGGAAGAAAUUGAAAUGCUUCAGCGCAAGCUGAAGAACAUAGAAGAAGGAAUGGUGUUCGGUGGGAGAAGGACCAAGGUCGCUAGGUCUCAAGGCAAGAAGAUUCAAAUAACUGUUGAACAAGAGAAGGCUCGAAUUCUAGGGAACUUAGCCUGGGCUUACUUACAGCAGCACAAUUAUGGCUUAGCGGAACAACAUUACAGGAGGGCUCUGUCUCUGGAGCCAGAUAGGAACAAGCAAUGCAACUUGGCAGUGUGUUUGAUGCACAUGAACAAGCUCCCUGAAGCAAGAGCUCUGCUUCAAGCUGUAAGAGCUUCAUGUGUGAACCAACCGAUGGAGGAAUCAUACGCCAAAUCAUUCGAGCGUGCUUAUCAAAUGCUGACGGAAUUCGAGUCCCACCAAUCAAGUGACGAACCUCCUUCUGCUUCAUCUUCUCUGCAAACUCAACCAAUUGGUGAUCACCAUGGCUGGACGGAAAUCCCCUAUUUUGCUGCUGCAACUCCUCCGCCUCAAAGCUUCGGCAUCCUCAUGAAUAGCGGAAGGCAUCGGCCGGGUUCCAGCCAGAAGAAGAAUUGUUAUGCUUCAACCACACCUGUGCUGUUCUCUCGGCCUAGAAGGUGUUUAUUCGGAGGAAAGUGGGGAGCAGAGGAAUUCCAGCCAAUGCGCAGUUGUAGUAGUACCAACCGCGGAGAGCAUCAAGAGUUGAGUGCAGGAGGGAUUGAAGCUACACAGUUAAAAAUGGAGGCUAGUAUGGUCACCCCUCAGCUGAAAUCUCAGCCAAGAUGGGGGACUGCUUCUUCUUCACCUUCACCUUCACCUGCUGAAGGAGACUGGAGGAAGCCAUGGAGACAAGCUGCUGCAACUGCUGCGGGUACUACUCCUGGCAACAAUGACAGCAAUAAUAUAGUGGUUAAGUUUCCAGUGGGAGAUGUGAUCGUGAUUGAUAGGAAGACUAAUCACAAUGUUCUAUCAGAAACAGAAGCUUCUUCUGUCGAUGUGAAACCAGAGAGCAAGCACAAGAGUUGGGCUGAUAUGGUUGAAGAAGAUGAAGCCGAAGCAGCGCUGGGAAAGCUACCAGUAGCUUGGAAUGGUGAUGAGGAAACGGGAUCUUUGGAUGAGAACUGGGAUGCAAACGUGGCUAAUGACGAAAAGUGCUGUUAUCCAAAGAAUGAGCAGCAAUGUGUCCAAGCUGGUGGAGGUGGUAUAUCGAGGACGACAGCUGCAUCGAGACGUCUGUGCUUCGAUGGAGCUGGGAAGAAUAUGAUCAACACGGCGACUAAGAGAAGAAACCGCCUUCAGGUUUUCAAGGACAUAACCCCAUCUCCAGAUAGUCCACGGGCAUCUUCAGUGGCCAUGUGAAUGAACAAGAAAGAAACGGCUCUCUAAAUUCGUUGAUUCUUUUGUAAAUGAUGAUUUGUGAGGCCCCCAUUUGUAUAUCAUUCUUUCGAUGUAAUACAUACAAGUGAUGAAUAAAUAAAAUCUCCUCCCUGGAGACGAGCUGUUUCAAAGAUCACAAUUUCCACACCAAGCAGUGUUUUUGUACUAACCAAUCCAUACAAGAAUUGCAUAGCAUCGAUCAAAAGGGGGACAAGACUCACUGAGAAGCGGAAGCAUGAGGGAAGGAGAAAAGAUCCAUAAAAUCAAUCAACAGCUUAAUGGAAU